Molecule: messenger RNA, 1455 nt
Organism: Erigeron canadensis
Lineage: Eukaryota; Viridiplantae; Streptophyta; Magnoliopsida; Asterales; Asteraceae
Product: protein phosphatase methylesterase 1
Exons: 13
Coding region: 68-1120 (350 amino acids)
Biological process (GO): protein demethylation
Molecular function (GO): protein methylesterase activity
Source: RefSeq, a predicted model, not a curated record
GUAAGUAGAACUGCUGCUGUAAAAGAAAGAAAGAAAGAAAGAAAGAAAGAAAAGAUCAAAAGAACAAAUGGAAGCGCUUCCGGAGGAAACUCAAAUUCAAAAUGAAAAUCAGAAAGAUGAUCAUCAACUGGAAUCGCAAUCCCCUUCUUCUGCUUUCUCCUCAAAACCCAUCCGUCCCCCCACUCAGACAUCUUCACAGAAGUACUCCCCUUUAGAUUGGCAUGGCUAUUUUGACAAUGAGGAUGAUGUUUCCAUUCCUAACUCAAAUGAUGUCUUUCACAUCUAUACUGCAGGAAAAGAUGGACCGGUUGUUCUUUGUCUUCACGGCGGUGGCUAUUCUGGGCUCUCGUUUGCGAUUUCAGCUCGUAUAAUCAAGGAGAAAGCAAGAGUAGUGGCAAUGGACCUAAGAGGACACGGGAAAACAUCCACGGAAAAUGAAAUUGACAUGUCUAUUGAGACUCUAUGUAGCGAUGUCCAAGCCGUUGUGAAGACAAUGUAUGGAGAUGCUCCGCCAGCAAUUGUGCUUGUUGGCCACAGUAUGGGUGGUUCCGUUGCAGUCCAUGUAGCUGCGAAGAAAAUGCUACAUAGUCUGGCUGGACUCGUGGUUGUUGAUGUUGUUGAGGGGACAGCUAUGGCUUCAUUGAUGCACAUGCAGAAGAUUCUGUCAAAUCGGGUGCAGCAUUUUCCAAGUAUAGAGAAAGCGAUCGAGUGGAGUGUGAGAUCUGGAUCUUUAGGAAACAUCGAAUCCGCUCGAAUAUCAAUUCCCGGGACUGUGAAGUAUGAUGAUUCACAGCAAUGUUACCGUCACAGAGCACGAUUGGAGGAAACAGAACAGUAUUGGAGAGGAUGGUAUGAAGGCCUCUCUGAAAAGUUCCUAUCAUCUCCUGUCGCGAAGCUCUUGCUGUUAGCUGGAACAGAUAGACUUGACAGGGCUCUCACAAUCGGACAGAUGCAGGGUAAGUUUCAAAUGGUGGUUGUCCGACAUACCGGUCAUGCAAUACAGGAAGAUGUACCUGAUGAAUUUGCAUCCCUUAUACUCAAUUUCAUUUCGCGUAACCGAAUAGGUCCUCAUGGAGUCGAGAUUCCUGGAAUCCGCAAGCUAUCGCAGCCUCAUGCUUGAACAGAUGGAGUAAUAUGUAGAUGGUGAAUCCCUGGAAAAUAAUUACCGAAUGAUCCAAGAUGCUUGUAUGGAGAUAUAGAGAUUUUAUAGCUAGUGGCCUAUAGGGUUUGUCUAUAACUUUUGUUAAGUUACAAUAUGGCACCUGGUGUGUUGUAGUGUUAAAACUCACAGAUGUACUUUUAUAUCCGAUAUCCCAAGUACAAUCUACGUUUAACAUGGAUUAGUCAAAAUGUUCCAUACGGGUACCUGAUUUUGGAUGUAAACCUACUGGCACGGUCAAAACUUGUUGCUUAAGUCUGAUAAUUGACCCUUCUAUAGGGGAUUGUUGCGGUUUC